Physcomitrium patens is the source of this 1319-nucleotide messenger RNA. Lineage: Eukaryota; Viridiplantae; Streptophyta; Bryopsida; Funariales; Funariaceae. The record is from RefSeq and is a predicted model, not a curated record.
UGCGCAGAUGCCCCAAGCCCGGUUCACUACAUAACCAGCGGCAGCGGGCACUGCAGUCAUCGAAACGUGCUCCUCCUCCUCCUCCGGUACGAUCCUGCCGCCAUUGCGUUCUGAGCCAGUGAGUCGAAGCAAGCAUCGGUGCGGAGCUGCAGACGAUCCAGCUUGUCACGAAGAUGGCGAUCUCCCGGCAAUCGAGACAUGCCGGCCUCUUGGUGGCCGCCACUCUGGCAAUGAUCUUCAUAGGCUCUGCCGACGCGUGGUGCAAAGAAGGCACCAAGGACUGCGACUACAACCACAAGAACGGGUGCGAGACCAACGUCCUGUACGAUGUGAAGAACUGCGGCGACUGCGGCAACAAGUGUGCGUGCGGCCCGUACGCCGUCCCCAAGUGCAACAAAGGCAGGUGUGAGUUCUCGUGCAAGGCCGGCUGGGCUAACUGCAACAACGACUGGAAGGAUGGGUGUGAGAAGGACGUCGGCAAGGACGUGUUCAACUGCGGCGGCUGCGGCAAGAAGUGCGAGUGCGGCCCCAAUGCCAUCGCCAAGUGCAACGGCGGCAGGUGCCAAUACAGCUGCAAGGCGGGAUGGGCCAACUGCAACGGCGACUGGAAGGACGGGUGCGAGAAGGACGUGAGCAAGGACCUGUACAACUGCGGCGCGUGCGGCAAGAAGUGCGAGUGCGGCCCGUACGCCAGCGCCAAGUGCAGCGGCGGCAAGUGCCAGUACACGUGCAAGUGGGGCUGGGCCAACUGCAACGGCGACUGGAAGGACGGGUGCGAGAAGGACGUGGGCAGCGACGUGAACAACUGCGGCGGCUGCGGCAACAAGUGCCCCCAGCCCAAGUACUUUGGCGGGGAGGCCACCUGCAAGAACGGCAAGUGUCGCGACCAGUGCAAGAAGGGGAUGAAGUUCGACGCCCACAAGAAGUGCUGCGUCCGCAGGUACUGACGACGGACCGAGGUCGGGAGCAGUGGAUCCCGCUUCGUUCCACUUGUGCGCCGAUGCGGUGCGCUGGACAAUGCUGCUUUCUCCCUGCCGUGGCCGGACCGACGACGGCGCGGGCAGCGUGUUCCAGAGGUCACAGUGUUGGUAGUCGGUAGUCGGUAGUCGAGUUGGAAGAAUAAGAGGCCGCAGUGCAUCAUCUCGAUGCACAGACACAGCCGCUGAUGACGAGCGUAGAGAGUGGCCGCUGGAGCGCCGCGGUCCGGGCUCUGUACCAUUGGGCUGACCGAUGUAGAUGUGUAAAUUGAACUCAGGAGCUUGUGGCAACUGGGAUUCCCUACAAUAACAUGAAGAGAUACUGAAUGAUUGACAACACAA